Messenger RNA from Symbiodinium sp. CCMP2592, 600 nucleotides. Lineage: Eukaryota; Dinophyceae; Suessiales; Symbiodiniaceae. The record is from the annotation of a GenBank genome assembly.
AUGUAUAGUCGCAAAGAAGGGAAUGCUGUGGACCCGCGACCUCCAGAAGUAUUGCGCCUUGCGAAGCUUUUGCGCGACUUCAACCGCUUUGCGGCAGAGCAUGCAUCUCACCAGCAGGACCGUGAAGAGCCGGUCGAUCCACUCUUCUGUUCCCUUGCCCGCGGUUCCUUUCUAGCGCGCCACAAGACCCAGGCCCAGCAAGCGUUUGACUUGCGCCUGGACUGUUGCGAUCAGGGCAGGUUCGACUUUCUGGGCAACGACGCAUGCUUUCCCGACUGGCCCUCCUGGUCGAUUCGUGUUUGCUGCGCACACGCACUCUCCGCACUCUCGGUCUCGGCAAGCUCGGCAAGUCGCAAGGAAAGCGGCUUCGAGGCCUUCUGGAACCAGGUUGCAAGCGCGGAGCCUAUCAAAGCCAAUGCUGAUGCAAAGCGUGGUUUCAUGAAUGCCGUCGUGGUGUAUCACAAAGCUGGUACACAGCUCACUUCUGAAAUUGUCGGCGUUGCUUGGACAGCAAGUUGCAAGCUCCGCGCUGACCGGGCAUUGCAUUGUGAUCUGGCACGUGCUGAAGUUGAGUCAUGUCGCUGUUCUUCGAUUUUGUAG